Messenger RNA from Callorhinchus milii (elephant shark), 4280 nucleotides. RefSeq names its product structural maintenance of chromosomes 4 (gene smc4). The transcript is spliced from 23 exons. Gene Ontology annotation, biological process: mitotic chromosome condensation. Gene Ontology annotation, molecular function: protein binding; ATP hydrolysis activity; ATP binding. The record is from RefSeq and is a predicted model, not a curated record. Bases 83 to 3973 code for a protein of 1296 amino acids. Gene Ontology annotation, cellular component: chromosome. NCBI's taxonomy places the organism in Eukaryota, Metazoa, Chordata, Chondrichthyes, Chimaeriformes, Callorhinchidae.
AUAUUCUUUUUGUGUGCGUGCGUGUGUGUGUGUGUGUGUGCGUGUGCGUGUGUUGAUUAAUUCGUGGGUCUGACCUGGGACCAUGCCUGCCAAAACGAAAACUUCUACCGCAAAACGGACCGCACAUUCGGAUCCGGAGGGAGCCGAGCCCUCAGAUGGAUCUGACAACGAAAUGGAUAUCCAACAAAAGGGAACCGGCGCAAUUGGGAACGAAGGCAUUGUGUCAAAUUCAGCAGUGGAAAUGGUAGAUAACCGAAGUUUAGAGGAAAUUUUAGCUGGCAUCUCUCCUCCUCCACCCCCAGCAAUGACCAAUGAAGCUGGGGCUCCUCGUCUUAUGAUAACACAUAUAGUGAAUCAAAACUUCAAAUCCUAUGCAGGAGAGCAAAUUCUGGGGCCUUUUCACAAGAGGUUUUCUUGUAUUAUUGGACCAAAUGGGAGCGGAAAAUCAAAUGUGAUUGACUCUAUGCUGUUUGUUUUUGGGUACCGAGCCCAAAAAAUACGCUCGAAAAAACUGUCUGUACUUAUCCACAAUUCUGAUGAAUACAAGAAUGUUCAAAGCUGUACAGUGGAAGUUCACUUUCAAAAAAUCAUUGAUAAGGAGGGUGAUGAUUUUGAAGUACUUCCGAAUAGCAACUUCUACGUUUCAAGAACUGCCCACAAGGAUAAUUCUUCAGCUUACCAUGUUAAUGGAAAGAAAGCAACGUUCAGAGAUGUAAGAAUGCUGCUUUGCAGCCAUGGAAUUGAUCUGGAUCAUAAUAGAUUUUUGAUUCUGCAGGGUGAAGUUGAGCAAAUUUCCUUGAUGAAACCAAAAGGGCAAACAGAACAUGAUGAAGGCAUGCUUGAAUACCUAGAAGACAUCAUUGGUUCAGAACGAUUAAAACAACCCAUUCAAGUCCUCUGUCGUCGAGUUGAGCUGUUGAAUGAGCAAAGAGGAGAAAAGCUUAAUAGGGUUAAAAUGGUUGAAAAAGAAAAGGAUGCUUUGGAAGGAGAAAAGAAUCAUGCGAUUGAGUUUCUUACCUUGGAAAAUGAGGUCAUUAAGAAGAAAAACUAUGUCGUGCAGUAUUACAUAUACGAUGUGCAGAAGAAGAUAUCUGACAGGAUAGCACAAAAGCAAAAAAUCCAUGAAAGCACAAAAGACAUUAAUGACAAAAAUGGGAAACUUGUCGAAGAUUUGAAAGUUAAAAACAUGUCUUUGAAGGAUGCUGAAAAAAAAGUAGCGAAAAUCACAAAGUACAUUGAACAAAAAAAGGAAAAGUUUGCCCAGUUUGAUUUGCAGGAUAUCAAAAUUCGAGAAAAACUGAAACAUAUCAAGAGCAAAGAGAAGAAGUUGGAGAAACAAGUUCAAAAGGACAGGGAGAAGCUGGAGGUAUUGAAGAAUGUACCUGAGAAUAGCGAAAAGGUCAUCAGUGAAGCAACAAUACAAAAAGAAGAGCUAGAACAGAGAAAAGUGAAUGAGGAAGAGAAACUGAAGAAAGUCAUGAUUAGUCUCAAACAAGAGACGCAAGGAUUACAGGAAACAAAAGAGGUGAACGAGAAACAGCUUAUGGAGUUGAGCAAAGCAGUAAAUGAGACCAGAUCCAAGAUGGACGUGGCACAAUCAGAACUGGAUAUCUACCUCAGUCGCCACAAAACUGCCUUAAACCAGUUCAAUGAAGCUAAAGAGACCCUGACUACUGUCACUACUACACUUAAAGAAAGAAAAAUGGCAAUUAAAGAAUUAGAAGUGAAAAUUCCAAAGAGUGAAGAAGAACUACACAAAGAUGAAAAGGCUCUUGAAAAAAUAGUCCACUCUGAAUCUCAGAUUCGGAACGGUGUUAAUGAGCUGCGUCAAAAGGUUGAAGAAGCAAAGAGCUCUCUAGCAGCAAAUUGCAGCAGAGGUAAAGUUCUGAAUGCAUUGAUGGAGCAGAAGAAGUCUGGAAAUAUCCCUGGCAUCUUUGGAAGACUGGGUGACUUGGGCGCUAUCGAUGAAAAGUAUGACGUUGCUGUCUCCUCCAGCUGUGGAGCUUUAGAAAACAUCGUUGUUGACACUAUUGAUACAGCCCAAAAAUGUGUUAACUUCCUGAAGAAACAAAAUAUUGGAGUAGCAACUUUUAUUGGCUUGGACAAGAUGAAGGUUUGGGAGAAAAGUACUGGAAAGAUCCAAACUCCUGAGAAUAUUCCACGUCUAUUUGAUAUGGUCAAAAUGAAAGAUGAGACUAUACGUCCAGCAUUUUACUUUGCCCUACGUGAUACUCUUGUUGCUAACGAUUUAGAACAGGCGACACGUGUGGCAUUCCGACACGACAAACGAUGGCGAGUGGUAACAUUGCAAGGACAGAUAAUAGAACAGUCAGGUACCAUGACUGGUGGCGGAGGAAAAGUAAUGAAGGGUAGAAUGGGAUCUUCAGUGAUUGUUGAAGUUACUCAGAAAGAGGUGGACAAAAUGGAGUCAGAAUUACAGAAGGACACUGCAGUUGCACAAAAAUACCAAGAUCAAAAAGUUCAAUUGGAAGAACGAAUAGUGAAGUUGCGCCAGAGCAUAAGAGAGAUGAAAAAUAAUUUGGAGAAAUACACAGCAAGCAUUCAGGGUCUGACAGGACAGGAAGCUCACUUGAAAAUUCAAGAGAAGGAGUUUGAAGCAAUUGUGGCGGCGGCAGCCCCCGACAAGAAUAAACAGCAACAGCUAGAGAAAACCCUGAGAGCCUUCAAAAAAGCAUAUGAGGAAGAGGCAGCAAAGGCGGGUAAAGUGGAGGCAGAGGUUAAAAGGUUGCAUAACCUUAUCGUUGAUAUCAAUAAUAAUAAGCUUAAAGCCCAGCAGGAUAAACUAGACAAAAUUAAUAAAGAAAUGGAUAAUUGUGUGUCUGCCAUUACUAAGGCCCAAGUUGCAAUCAAAACAUCUGGAAGGAACUUGAAAAAAGCAGAAGAAGCGGUAAGUCGAUCUGAGGAAGAAAUUGAACAGAAUAAACAAGAAAUUGAGAACCUGACAGAUGACUUGAAGAAACUGGAGGAAGAAGCCACUGCUGUGAUGAAGGAAUGUGCAAAAGCUCAGGAAUCAUUAGCCAAUGUGACUGGAGACCAUCAAAUUUUACUUAAAGAAGUUAAGUCAAUUCAAGAAGAAGAGCAGGCACUUCAGAAAGAAAUUCUAAAUAUACGAUUAAAAAUAGAACAGAUAGACGGACACAUUGAGGAGCAUCAAUCAAAGAUCAAAUACUGGCAAAAAGAGGUGUCCAAGCUUUCUUUACAUUGCAUUGAUGACAAACCGCAAGACGAGCUUCCAAAACUGAGUGAGGAGGAUCUGAGGGAAUUCCAAAACCCAGAUAUGAUAAAUAAUCAGAUUGCACUGCUGGAGGCAAAGGGUUUGGAAAUGAAACCAAACUUAGGUUCCAUUGCAGAAUAUAGAAAGAAAGAAGAACUGUACCUACGCCGUGUGGCAGAGCUUGAUGAAAUUACCAAUGAACGCGAUACAUUUAGACAUGGUUAUGAGGACUUGAGGAAGCAACGUCUCAAUGAAUUCAUGGCGGGUUUUAAUAUGAUCACCAAUAAGCUAAAGGAGAAUUACCAAAUGCUCACACUGGGUGGAGAUGCUGAGCUGGAAUUGGUGGACAGUCUGGAUCCCUUUUCUGAAGGAAUUAUGUUCAGUGUUCGACCACCAAAGAAAAGCUGGAAGAAGAUUUUCAAUCUUUCUGGGGGGGAGAAGACACUCAGCUCUUUGGCUCUCGUGUUUGCACUUCACCAUUACAAGCCGACUCCUUUGUACUUUAUGGAUGAAAUUGAUGCAGCAUUGGAUUUCAAAAAUGUCUCAAUUGUCGCUCAUUAUAUCUACGAACAAACCAAAAAUGCUCAGUUCAUCAUAAUUUCUUUGAGGAACAAUAUGUUUGAAAUAGCUGAUCGACUGAUUGGAAUCUACAAGACUCACAAUACAACAAAGAAUGUUACAGCCAACCCAAAAGUUAUUGGUCUUCAAGCAAUUCCUGAAGUACUCACCACAGCGUGAAAUUGUAACAACUUUUUAAUGGAUUGUUGUAAAGAACUAUACUGUUUCAAGCGGAUUCAACUGGCUACUGGCUUCAUACAACGGAGGAGCCCGUUCCAAAAGUAGUGGUGGUGUGAAUCAUCACAAUUAUAAGAUUCCUGCAUACAAGUACCAUCUCAUCUUGAGGUUUUAUACUGUAGAAAAUGGAAUAUUAAUGUAGUAUUGAAAUUCUGACAUGGCUGUACAUAUUUUUAGAAAAGUUAUUCUUUUUAACUAACACGUCUGUCAAAACUGACUAUUUCUUAUUAAAAGGAACUUUUGCAACAUA